CCGCCCGCUCCUAUGGGGUCUUCUGCAAGGGGCUGACCCGCACGCUGCUCAUCUUCUUUGACCUGGCCUGGCGGCUGCGCAUCAACUUCCCCUACCUGUACAUCGUGGCUUCCAUGAUGCUCAACGUCCGCCUGCAGGUCCAUAUUGAGAUCCAUUGAAGACCGUCCACCGACUAGCACAGGUGUGCCCGCGGGCGCGCCGCACCGGAGCGCACAGCAUGAGGGGCAGGAGAGGGGCUCUGGGCGCCGAAGCGUGGGGAGAGGACGGGGACGAGCCGCUGCGCAGCCUGCGGAUGCGGGAGAGCCCUCGCCCGUCUGGUGCUCCUUCCCGGGCGAAGAAGCCUGCAGUGGAUCUGCGUGGAAACCCGCACAGUGAGACGUGGUUGCUGGCGGCGGCGAGGAGCGACCGGAGCGAGGCCAGCCUCUUGCCCCGCGGGGGCACCGCGGUGCGUCCGUGCGUGGAGGCAUCGGUGAGAAGGAGUCGCGCUUCCCCCGUGGCUCAGAGCGAGCCCGCGGGUCUGCUGUUCGCUCCCGCAGAAGAGCUUGCUGCCGGGGGCUCCUGUGGUGGCAGAAGUGCCCCGGUGAGGGACCGGCUGGGAGGAGGGCCCGGGGCCGCCGAGAGCCGCGGGGGACGGUGCCGCGGAGGAGAGCCUCGGGGGCCGGGACUGCAGCGCCGAGAGAAGCCAUCCGGAGUGGGAGUUUCUGGGGACGAGCCAAGUGCUUUUCUCGAGGCGAGAGGCCCCGAGUCAGAGCCGCCCGGCCUGCAUCCUGUCCUGUUGCCGCCGCCACACGCGUGUCCCCGCGUGUUCCUGAGUGACGGGGCCGAGCGCGCUGCCCCCGGCCGUCCAGAGCCCGCGCUUCCGGAGCCCACGGAGGAGUGCAGGAAGGUGCUUCCCAGCGUGAAACGUGCCGCCGCCGACCUGCAGGCAGCACUGGGGCUGCCGGCUGCGCGCGCUUGUCAGGGAGCAGAGCUGUCACGCCACCGGUAAGGUGCAAGCCGAACAUUGAGAAUAGAGUGAUUUUAAAAGUGGGCUUAGGACGGCCUUCCCGUGAAGUCUGAUGCGGACGGCACAGCAGGGACACUCCACUCCCGCCCUGGUUCGUGCGUCCAGAUGGACUUCAGGGAGCGGGGUCUGAACUCUUGGGAAGCUGGCCGGCGUGGAAGGCAGCUCUUGAGCAGGUUUUAAUUACGUGGCUCUUGCAAGACAUCCAGGACUGGGAGACCAUUCCCAGGAGACGAUGACUGUAUCCCCCCCCCCCCCCACGAGAUUAGACCUUAAAGAGUAAACACGACACCCCUUACGGACCUUCAGCGCCCGUGUUGGGGGGCGGCCGCCGGACGCUGUCUCCAGGUCGUCUCGUCAUCCGGCGGGAGCGGGUGUCGCAGACGCCAGCCCCUCUGCUUGCUCUGAGCCUUGCUGAGUGGAUGGUGCGCUGUGACUCUUUCUGCGUUUUGUGGAGUCAUUUCCGUCCGCAGCCAACUUUGGUUUCUGUUCUCACCUCCCUUUCCCACCACUUGAAAUGCAGUUUUAAUGGAGGCCGUACGGUGAAAGUUGCAAUAUACACUUAGCUUUAGAAUAAACAACCCUUCUUGGACGGUGUCACCAGGAGCAGAAGUGAGUGUGAGACUCCAGUUUCUAGGACCCGAGGCGUCUCCGACACUAAGGUUUGUCUG
This is a messenger RNA of Phyllostomus discolor (pale spear-nosed bat), 1674 nucleotides long. It is a transcript of the gene FAM220A, whose product is annotated as family with sequence similarity 220 member A. The transcript is spliced from 2 exons. The record is from RefSeq and is a predicted model, not a curated record. Gene Ontology annotation, molecular function: STAT family protein binding. Gene Ontology annotation, biological process: protein dephosphorylation; negative regulation of transcription by RNA polymerase II. NCBI's taxonomy places the organism in Eukaryota, Metazoa, Chordata, Mammalia, Chiroptera, Phyllostomidae. Gene Ontology annotation, cellular component: nucleus. The coding region runs from base 218 to 988 and encodes 256 amino acids.